AUGGCUAAUUGUGAACAUAUAGCCUUAAUUGACUGUAAUGAUUACAAAAAUAAAGAUAUGGAAUGUAUGUUGACAGCAACAGGGAUGAUUUGUUGUAUAUGUAAAGAACGUUUAAAAUUGAAGAGGCACAAACAUUUAAAGAUUAUAUAG
Meloidogyne enterolobii is the source of this 150-nucleotide messenger RNA. NCBI's taxonomy places the organism in Eukaryota, Metazoa, Nematoda, Chromadorea, Rhabditida, Meloidogynidae. The record is from the annotation of a GenBank genome assembly.